UGAAGCGCUGUUUGUGAUUUGGGGCUGAAAAAGCUGCAGUGGUUUGUUGUGUUUGUGUUUGCAGCAGCCUGUCAUGGACUCUGAAUUGUUUGAGCGGCACUACUCAGAGGUGGUGGCGCAUGAGAGGAGUGGCCACACGGCGUUGCUGGAGGACAACCUACUGUACGUGUGGGGAGGAUAUAUGUCUAUUGCUGAUAACGAAGUCUUCCUUCCCAGUGAUGAAAUCUGGGUGUAUGACUUAGAACGUGGUGUAUGGAAAGCUUUCAGUAUGAAUGGGGAGGCCCCGCCCUCCAUGUCUGGCUGCUGCAGCUGCUUCCUGAAUGGUCACAUGUACAUAUUUGGGGGCUGUGAUGACAACGGACAGACAAAUCAGGCGAGUUAAUGUUUAAGAUAUUGUUGGAAUCAUGCCGCAUAUAGGCCAUGGGCCGUGUAAUCAAUAUCCCUUUUGAUUUUUGACACCAUGGCUUACAUCUGGUCCCAAAUGAUGGCAAAUGAAAUAGUACUUGGCAAAUGUUGGCGAAUGAAAGC
Messenger RNA from Thalassophryne amazonica, 528 nucleotides. Its product is annotated as kelch domain-containing protein 1-like. The transcript has 4 exons. The coding region runs from base 74 to 382 and encodes 102 amino acids. The record is from RefSeq and is a predicted model, not a curated record. Gene Ontology annotation, molecular function: protein binding. NCBI's taxonomy places the organism in Eukaryota, Metazoa, Chordata, Actinopteri, Batrachoidiformes, Batrachoididae.